Molecule: messenger RNA, 469 nt
Organism: Ectocarpus sp. CCAP 1310/34
Lineage: Eukaryota; Phaeophyceae; Ectocarpales; Ectocarpaceae
Source: the annotation of a GenBank genome assembly
AUGGUCGUUGUCAACGCUGUCGUGCUUGGACGUGUCCUAUCCGUGUCUCACACUCCAUUCGUGGCUUCGCCUUCCGUGGUUGCAAACCUACGCGGGCUCAAGGGUCCAAGUCGAGGUGAGACCCGUUCUCCUUCGGAACACGGGGCAUCACCAGGAGUGGAGGGAGAUGGGCUGGGCAGGGAGUGCUGCCUGAGGCAGAUGGCCGUGCCGCCGAGCCUCCUCGGCCACUCGUUCGGGGAGAUGUUCCAACACUUGGCCGCGCCGCCGCUGAGGUGUGUGGCGUUUGCGCUUCUUCGCGCUCGAGGCACGCGCAACGCGCCCGAGCCAUACGUUUACACCGGCCCGAGGGCCGACACGGUGCUGCACCCGGGAGACAGGGUGUUUAUCCUCGGACGACCGCCGGUGCUGUGAACGCCAUGGAUAGUACAAGAAAGGGGUUUGUGGUUGCCUACCUAGGACAUUGCUUGGU